Messenger RNA from Hippopotamus amphibius kiboko, 1218 nucleotides. RefSeq names its product synapsin-1-like. NCBI's taxonomy places the organism in Eukaryota, Metazoa, Chordata, Mammalia, Artiodactyla, Hippopotamidae. The record is from RefSeq and is a predicted model, not a curated record. The transcript has 6 exons. The coding region runs from base 1 to 1218 and encodes 405 amino acids.
AUGCCACACGCCAGCCAGAACCCCACUAACCAUGGCCACCCAGGGGGUUCCCACCCUUCACCCCACUGGACACUGGCCCCUGGGCUGAGCCCACAGGAGGCAGCGCUCGGGGACCCGGAGCCAGUCUCCGAGGUGGUGAGUGUCCGCCAAGCUGCACCGCCACGGGUAGGGGUGGGCAGCGAGGAUGGUCCCGGGGCCCUGGGGACCCAGAAGUGGGGUGUGUGGCAGGCAGUAAGUGGGAGAAGCAGCAGUUCCGACCCCGAGCUCCUGGUGGGGCCGAGUCCCAAGGCCCUGCUGCAGAGGCUGGGGGAGAGGUCUGCCGGCCCUUGUGGGUGCCGGGAGGAUGGACAUAAUCCGACAGGGCCUCCGGUGUUGGAUUCGAGUGGUCAGCUCCGCCCAGCUGUUCAUGAGCAACUUCCCGCACUUCUGGAAAGCCCGCCCCACCCCCAGAUUCUGACGCAGCCCCAGCGUGCGGGGGGCCCAAAGCCUGCUGUGGCUGGUCCCGGGGGCCGUGGGCCACCUCUCAGGCUGGCCGCGGGUCCUCAGCCCCCGGGGGAGGGAGAGGCCAUUCUCUCGGCGGCUGCACCAGGGGGUGAGGGCCUGCCUGCCGUCACCCUGAGCAGCCUCGGGGCCGCCCCGUCUGUGGCCGUGCGCCUCCCGCCUCCCCUCCUCCAGGGCCUGCACUCUGUCAGCCUCACCUGGCUCCAGGGCCAGGACGCUGACUGUGGACUCAGCCGGGGUUGGGGUCGGCCCAGCCGCCACGUGCUCCCACGCACAGUCACUCCCUCCCGGGCCACGCACACGUGGACACACACCGGCCUCAGGAGGAAGCAGCAGGCCGGAGGCCGGGGUCCGCCCCGGAAAGGCAGGAAGGACCCUCCUCAGUUCCGGGAUGCCCUCCAGGCUCCUGGGCCUCCGGAGCAGCAGAGAGGAGCCAGCCUCCGCCCUCCUGCCGCCUCUCCCCCGCCGCCCCUGCCAACACACCUUUGCCACCACCACUUGCUCCACUUGCCCCAUUGCUCCAGGCAACGUUCAGACCAGCAACAGCCCCGCCCCCACCCUCACCCGCCAGCAGCAGCACCUGCACCCAUGCACCCCCAUGCCAUCAGCACCGUGGCCUCAGCUCGGUCACCAGCACCCACAGCAGCGGCCUCGCCACCCCCUGACCAGCAGAGCCGUCACCCCGGUGGCCGGCGGCCACCUCCGUGUCACCACUAG